CGGGAUGCGCCGGGAAAAUAAAAUUACGAGAAAAAAAAAAAAAAUCUGGAGAAAAGAGGAUGUGCAGGAGGAGGGAAGGGCUGGCGGCGUGGGGAGGGAGCGGGCACGACGAGAGGGAAGCACUCAGCGAGCGCUUAGUGACAGCUGAUAAAUGGGUCUCUGAAGAGCCCGAGCCCACGGCACGGCCGGGAGGGGAAAAAAAAUUACAAAAAAAAUUUUUAAAGAGGGGCGGGGGGAGAGAUGAAAUGGAAAGUAUAAAUUACACCAGAGAUGGGAGUCCAGCUCCAGAGACCCCGGGGAGAAAAGGCACUCAGAGUCCACAAACUAUUUAGUGAUGGAUUCAGCAGAAAGGUGAAGAGUGCAGUGAAAAGGGAAAGACAGGUACGGCCGGAGAGAAAAAACUGAUUUAGGACGGACUCGAGCUGAAGUUGGGAUUCUCGUGGCGACGACGAGAAAUUUUAGCAGCGGCAAUAUAUAAAUAUCCCUCUCUCUGCCUACCAAAAGGCAACAGAUAAGGACUGGAAUAUCAGCUUGAAUACCAAUUUAGGAACUCACGCUCUCUUGGAAGUGCUAAUUGGGGAUGGGGGGGGGGGGGUUGGAAGAUCUGGGAGAAAGAAGGGAAAAACUAUAAGGAGCUGAGGAGAAAAUCAACCAGUGGCAGAGUACUGCAAACCCAAGAAAGUCUCCCUGCUGUAUUUUUGCAUUCCAAAGGUAAACAUAAAAGAGUCUUUCAAACUGUCAGGGGCCCGCAGAUCAGGUGGGCAAACAGCGCUGCAGAGUGAACGUCUCCCUCUUUUGAUAUUAUUCACACCUAGGCUAAACUGUUGUUAAGAUGGGAGUGCGGAAAGCAACCUCAAGCCCACAAAAUGAGAGAGAGAAGUUGUUGAUUCAUCUCUGUAUUUUUGGCACUUUCUCCCCAUUUUCCAGAAGGCGCCUGGAACAGUUAGUAACAGACAAACUUUUUAAUUUUAAAAUAGCUUCAUAACUUAUAGAGGCCAAAAAGACGAGGAGAGAGCCUGAUUUCACUUUCCUUCUCUCUCAAGUAGAAAUUCGCAGGCUAGGUUAGACCCAGCAGCUCACUCAGCCCCACUGCGAAGGAACCUGGCUUCGGCAGGACGUGAUGAAAAUUGAACAUUAACGCGAUGGCACAGGACAGAUAUGACCUGGCUCUGAUUCAUUUUGUUAACAAGCUGUAAAACUCGACACACUGCUGGAGGCAUGCACGGUGCAUCCUCUGCUAUCCGAGGUGCUAUCGCCCCUCUCGAGCCGAGCUCAGGGAACAGGAGUUGUAAGUCAGAACCUCUUGGAAUAGCGGACCUGUUUUAUACAACAUUUUUGGCAAUUCCACUACAAUAAAAGGAGUAACCAAGUCCUAUUCGGCAAGUAGCAAGCACCUUAAAAUAGAACUUUAUAAUUAUCUAGUAAAGCUUUAAAAUCAAAUUAGCUGAUGAGGGCAUAGUAGCUAAUUCCCAUGCAUUCUUUCAAUUUUAAUAAAAAACACUUUAAAAGUGACAUUCAGAGAUAAGGGGAAAUUGUAUGAUUGUAAAUACUGAGUUUGUAUUCACCUGCAUUCGGCUAAUUCAAAGUAUUCACCUUGCUGCAGUUACCCGGUGAAUGGAAUUAACAGCAGUAAAUAGAUGCCUUUCGAGAUAUUACUCUGUCAUUUUUAAUCUUUAAUUAUAAGAAUUCCCGUGAUUAACCACUUACGCUUUCCUUGUAACACAUUUAAAGCUGCUGCAAGUAAAGGAAACACCUUGACUUUUUUUGCACAACUAGUGUAGCUUUGGCACGCAAAAAGAUUUUUUAAAAAUUUAAAUGAGCUAUGUAAGAAAAUAGAUAUAAAUCAAAAUACAAGGACUAAUAGUCUGCCUCAGUCUGCAACUCUAGUAAUUUGUUGCUGGAAGUUUUUUUCUUCCAAGAAACAGAAAGGAAAGAAGCCCUCCUCAAAUGUAGCGCCUUAUUAAACACGAAGCGGGAAUGGGACAAGAGAUAAUUAAGGCAUCAGAUGAAUCUAACCGCCCACCUAGCUCCAAAUCGGGGAGCAUCCCGCUGCACUCCCGAAAUUCCAGCGCAGGGGAUGACACUGGUUUGGGGCAGGACGCGGCAGGGAUGCGGCCGCGCUGCCAUGCGGAGCGCCAGGAACGCUCCCCAGCUUGUUGCUUCCUUCCCCUGUGUGAUCAAUUAAGUUACAGAUGUAACUCGCAGCGCCGGAGAGCGGCAACUUCACGGCGGCAGGAAAAGAGGAUUCCUUGGGCAUUGUAUGCAAAUGGGAGCGGGUGUGUGUGCGCGCUGCACGGGGGUAAUUGGGAUGCCCUCUUUGUUUGCAUAAGUGAACACCCGCCGUGCGGAUCCGCACACACGUGCCGAGAAACAAGAACACGCUUUCACUUGGAGCGUUACCCCACUUUUAGAAACCGCGUUUGGGAUGACUGCCCUCGCUUUGGCUCCAGGAAGGCUAAAGGCAGGCAGAUGCUGAGGAGGGAUGCUGACCUGCUGGGGGUGCCUGCACAGGGAAGGGACCGCAGGCGCUCCCAUCAGCUCGGGCACUUACCUGGGCACAGCUGUCAUGGCAUUUUGCGCCGUGUGUCUCACCAAGUGCCUUAAAGUAAAGCAAUGUUCAACAAGCGAGGCAACCCGUCUGUGUGCCAACUCGUACGUACCGCAUCUCUAACCUGAGCAGCAAACCUGCAACUCCUGCGGAGUUGGCGGAACAGUCUCAGAAGUUUUGGAUUCAAAGGGCAAGAAAUUUCACUUUAAAAGUCAUUCACCCACUUCUAAACUGCCCUCUCACCCCAGUUAAUGCCGGACAAUUAAGAGGCAUGUUUAUAAAUUCCCUCUGCGGACACUGUCCAACAAUGAAGGCUUGUUACAGGCUUGCUAAAGAUGUUCAGAGAAACUUUUGCGAAAUAAUCAACAGCAUCUGAGAAAAAGCUAAAGGAAAAGAAGUUAAAGCCUGAUAAUCCGAUUGGGAAAAAGUUUUGUUAGACUAGAUAGAAGUAAAUUACUGCACGUUUCUUCAAAAGCAAACCCAUCAGCUGAUACGAGUUCCCCUAGAACAAGAACCUCUGGCGAACCCCUCCAAAUUUAGGGGACGUUUGCAUCUUGUAACACUCAAAGCUAAAGAUCUGCCUGAAAACAAAACAAAAACUCUAAAUUCCUUACAGCGUCAUCUGCCAACAAAAUGUAUUGUCUUGGCAGAAAAAGGAUCAAGGAGAUUUUAAUUUCAUUUUAAACUGUGCAUCAUCUUGAUAGCAAAGGAAAAAGCCGCAGCAACAAUCUCCCCGCUCCACGCCCCCGCCGUUCAAAAAAAAAAAAAAAAAAAA
Zonotrichia albicollis (white-throated sparrow) is the source of this 3323-nucleotide messenger RNA. RefSeq lists its product as uncharacterized. NCBI's taxonomy places the organism in Eukaryota, Metazoa, Chordata, Aves, Passeriformes, Passerellidae. The record is from RefSeq and is a predicted model, not a curated record.